AGCCGUUCUAAGCAGAAGUUAGUGAGAAUUUUAGACCGGCCAACUCACGCCCUACCUUUGCUGCACGAGAGAAAUAGUGCGUCGCGACGCUUGGAAACAUUUCGUGCCGUUCCGUUCCGAAGGACCCCAGUUUUGGACAAGAAGCUUUCCGCCAAGGACACAGCCUACUUUGAAGUGUCCGUGUUUUGACUAGAAUAAGAAGAAAACAGCCGUGUCUUAUCAGUGACCGACUCUGUUAAAUGAAUGUUAGAGAACAGUGAAGUGAUAAGAGCCAGUAUACCGCUCUGAACUGACCGAAGGCGAAGCGUUGUGGCGAGUUGGAUGUGAAAAAUUCUUCGCUAACCUAGAAAUAAAAAGAAGGCAAACCUUCCCCGUACGAGUAAGUUGUGUUUCGCGGAGGCGACACUUUUGAUUUGACAAGCGUCGUUCGGCAAAGCAGGCAACGCCAAAGCGAUUGCUGUGUGUGGUACUGACUGCUGCACUUGCGGAGGCCGAUUUUGGUGGUGUAUUACAGAAUGAAGUUAUUAUUUUGAUUUGGUUGGUUUUUCACUGGCGGUGGCCUGACACAGGGACGGGUAGACGGAAAGGAGGACGAGGAGGAAGAACUGAUACCGAGAAAACAUACAGCAGAGUGCCGAGUCGUGUGAUCAUCGAAACGGCGAGGGCGAGGACGGUUGGAACCGAGUGUGGGGUGAUACUAAGAAGUCGAAGAAGAAAAACCGGGAGGUAAAAAGGCGAAGCAAUUUGAUUCAUAAAAAUCUUACUCGCGCUUUUUUUUAUUUAUUUCGCUGCGGUGCAUAUAUGAGUUCGCGCACACGUUGAUCCCCCAAGAGGGCGGUAGUGAGUUCAACUUGAGUAGCAGCUUGCCGCGCUAGUGUGUGGUUGUGUGCAGCACGCGAUUAGUCGCAAUCGGCGAAGCGUAGUAGGCGAAAAGUGCAAACAAGAGAGAAAGGGAGAGCGUUUAUAAAAUUAGAAUUAAAUUUACCCGAAUCAGCGAGUUGUGCCGUUUGCGAGGAUGGUUAGUGAUUUUUUCUGCGUGUUUGGUUUAUGACAAGAGGACGCUGUUUUGACGUGGUACGUUACCGGGUGCCGCGGGUCGGUGUGCUGGCUGUGGCAGUGUGAAGAGGAGACGUUUGUGUGUGCGCGAUGCAAUUAAUUCGUUACCGCUGGGUGAAGUUUUGUGUGUGCAAUCCGAACCGCGGGGAAUAAGGUAAACACUGUCCGUUCAGCCAGUAGAAAAGGUGAAUCUGCGCAUUUCGAUUGAUUUGCAAAUACAAUCUGAGAGGAAUUGUGUGAUCGAACGCAAGGAAGGAUCGGCAUCGACGAGUCACCAGGAGCGGCCCAUCGGAAGCUUCAAACAGGCGGGGAGCAGCCGUACUCUUCUGGGGCGUACGCUCAAGCAAUGGAAUUGGAGGCAGCGUAUGAAGCACUAGCGGACUACUCGCUCCAGGAGGCGCCCUUCUACGAGGCACCGCUCAAAGUGGUACCCCAGCAAUUGCAGAACCCAUUCUCCUUCCGAUUCGGUCAAAUGGCUGCGUCCUCGCUGAUGCUGACCGGUGGUGGUGGCGGUGGUGGAGGCAGUGGUGGUGGCGGCGGCGGCGGUGUAAAGCUAAUGCCAUUGAACUUUAGCACCAGUGGUGGUUCUGUAACGCAGCCGCAGUCAUCCGGUCUCCAGUCGCUACUUGUGCCGUCCCUGGUUCCAUCGUCCGGCAGCGGCGGUGGCCUGAUGAAGACGAAGAAAAACCUUAAAAAAUCCGUCAGCUUUCUGCCGACAUUUGUGCAGAGUUUCGACGGCGAGACACAGAUUCAGCUGAAACAGGAACCGCUGGAUGAUGGACCGCAUGUACGGAACAUACAGAAGGUUCCGAGCCUGUCGGAUUUGAGCGAUCCGGAGGCGUCACUAGAUGUGCCGACGCAGAUGCCACCGCUGACCCCCGGAACGAACAAAAAGCUGACCGAGGUGCUGUACGCGUCCUUUGCCUCCUGGGAGAAGGUAGUGCAAUCGUACAAAAUCACCAAAGAUCCACGACAAUGGACACCCGAACAUGUGAUCAUCUGGCUCAACUGGUCGAUCAAAGAGUUCUCGCUCGAAAGCGUCAACAAGGAGCCGUUCCUGAAAAUGAGUGGUCGCGACAUUGUUGGCCUGGGGAGGGAGGGUUUCCUGGCGAUCGCACCACCCUUCACCGGUGACAUCCUGUGGGAGCAUCUGGAGAUUCUGCAGAAAGAUUGUGAGAAAGCCCUGCUGGACAGUAGUGGCGGUGGCGGAGGGAGUGGCAGUUCGACGGCCGGAUCCGGCGGAAAUUUGUUCGACUGCGGUUCGACCGGAGCGGCCAGUAGCGGUGUAAGUGAACUGAGCGAGUACAACAGCGCCCUCCAACGGCUCAGUAAUCAGCAGCAGCAGGAGCAGCAGUUUGGUGGCAAUACCAACGCCGGCAGUGGCAGUGCUGCCAGCAAUUCCAAUAACAGUAACGGUUAUACGUCCCUGCACGACCGAAGCAACAGUUCCCCACCGCCACUGAUCCAGUCGUCCAGUCAGCAAUCUGGGAAUGGCGUUUCUGGUGGAGGUGGGGGUGGCGGUGGUGGAGGAGGGAGCGGUGGUGGCAAUACUAGCAGUAACAAUAGUACCAGUGCAACCAACAGUCAAUCCUCGUCCUCCGGCAGCAAUGUCAACAGCGGAAGUAGUAGCAACAAUAACAACAACAACAACAACAACAGUAUGUCCUCGUAUCUGUCCUCGAUGGCGGCAGCGGUGAGGAACGCCAACAGCAAUAGUGCAACCAGUACCAACACCAGUUAUCCUAGCAGCAAUAGUGCGAAUACCACCUCAACGACGUCCAGCAGCGGACAGCAUCCGCAGAUGAAAGAGGAGCACGAGCCGAACAGUUUUAUCAACAUCGACGAUCUGCCGAACUUUGGCGUCGUCCCGGGUCACUACGACGACCAGGAUCAGUACCACUCGUUGCCACAGCCGGAAACGCAGACUCCAUCGCAUGGCUACCUGGAAAACAGCCCGGAAUUCUAUUCUGCCAUUCAGAUGGAACAGAAGUAUAUGGCUCCGCACUAUAAAACCGGUCCGUACACGAGCCGAGGUGGCCGGUAUCAUCAGCCACAUCACCACAGUGGUGGUGGCGGCGGCGGUGGAGGAGGAGCGGGAACUGGCGCUGGCGCCGGAUCUCAAAACAGUCAUCACCAUCACCAUCAUCAGCACCACCAUCCGCAUCACGAUGGUUAUCAUGAGUACAGCUCACCGUACGAUACGCCCCCGUUCCAAACCGUACCCAGUAAUACGACAUCACCGCAGGGAUCGGCUGGAAAUAACAACGACGGAACCGGUCUGGGAGGUCACAUGGAUCCCUGGAGUCAGCUGCACCAUCCCGGACAGCAUCCGGGACACCCGGGAGCACAUCCGUCGCUGUUGGAUUUCCAACAUCCGGCCUACAUGGGAACGACGAUGGGUUUCGAUAAAACGAUGCUCGGAAGCUACGGAGCACAAGGUGGAACGCCGUGUUUCACCGGAUCCGGACCGAUCCAGUUGUGGCAGUUCCUGCUGGAACUGCUCACUGAUAAAACCUGCCAGAAUUUUAUCUCCUGGACCGGAGAUGAGUGGGAAUUCAAGUUGACCGAUCCCGAUGAGGUGGCACGACGGUGGGGUGUCCGUAAGAAUAAGCCAAAAAUGAACUACGAAAAGCUUAGCCGAGGCCUUCGGUACUACUACGAUAAAAAUAUUAUCCACAAAACUGCUGGCAAACGCUACGUGUACCGUUUCGUGUGUGAUCUUCAAACACUGUUAGGAUACUCAGCCAAACAAGUGCAUGAGAUGGUUGACCUUAAACCGGACAAAAAGGACGAUGAGUAAGCUGUCACCCUCCAAACCCCUCUAUCAACAACACCAAACAUCGUUUUGAAAGUAGGCCAAAGUGUGCUUCUUGCUCAAUCAACCAACGAGUGGAAAGGUUCCCCAUUUUCCCGAGAUCGUGCUUCCAUCGUUAGAAAAAAAAAAAACCCCCGUUUCUUCUCCUUGUUAUUCUCCCCUUCUACACCUGCUUCGGAAACUUCAAACAGAAAAUCGUACUUCAAAGAUAGAAGAAGGCACCCAACCCCUAGUAGGCUGUGCCAGAUAAACAAACAAAAAUGGUGGUGCCUCAACUGCCCCCCGUAACCUCCAACUUGAAAUUACGCCAUGUCGAACGCUAGCAGGCGUUGUAAAUACCGCAAAAGUGACAACAGAUUUCCCGACCUAUCUACUAGUAGUACAUAGUAGUAAACAAAUCGAUUCGUCAAAUCAGGAAUCAUUUGAAUGCGUACUCUCUCUCUCUCUCUCUCUCUCGUGUAGCAUAAACCAAUUUACCGAUCGACGAACAUUCUUUCUGGAUGCUUGUGCGAGUAGAAUAACUAGCACUGCACACAUCAACCAGAAUCGGAACCGUCGAAAAGCAAGCGAAACUUAAUUCUACUUAAAAAAAAGUUGAAGAGAACACAAAACAGUCAAACUGGUGCAAUUGAAGCGAAAGGCUUUAAUUGAUCGUUGUUUUGUAGAAAGAUGAGAAUCGUGAACGCAAGCAGGAAUGAAAGCAAGAAACAAAUUUUAUUUUUUUUAGUGAAUACAAAUAUUUGUGAAGCUUUGUGAUAAGUUUUUCAUUACUACGUUUUAUUAAGAUAUUCCUUCUAUAUAAUGUAUGAUUACUAAAUAUAAAGUAAAAUUAUUGGAAUGCGAAAGCAAAAUGAGAUAUAGAUUUAGAAGAACCCCCCCUCCCGAUUAGAGGAAGCUAACUCGCGAAAUUUUUAGCAAUGCGUCCCUUGAAAAAGAGAAAAGCAGUAUAAAACAAAUCGUUGUCGAUGUUCUUUGUAAUUAAACAGAAAAAAUACUAUUUAGUGAAUGGAUAAACAAAAAAGAAACAAAAAAGGGUUCGAUCGUCAAUGGAGAAUUGAAAAGCGUGCCUGCGAUUUGUGAAACGUGCGCGAGAAGAUUGGCGGCAUGAUUUUGUUUUCAGGAAGUUGCUAAUCUUUUCGCACUCACAAAUGGGAAAAAAUAACGAAUUCAGAGUACUAUUAUAGACGUUUAGUUUGCUAUUUGUGUUAAUGUGUUGUGAGCAUGUGUGUGUGUGAGUGAGUGGAUGCGUGACGGCAUGCUGGAUCCUAGUGUCUAAGCGAGUGUAGGAGUGAAGCUGUGCAGUAGCAUGUUAAGCAAAUAAAUAAAUAUAUUAUUGUAAAAAAAGAACGAAAGUCGAUCAAAAAUACAGCAAAAUAAAUAAAUUGUAGCUUUGGAACAGAGACACCUGCUCUUGGUGGGGUGAGUUUCUCCCUUUAAACUCAUUUAAUUGGCGCAAUAUUUGAGGAAGUACAUUAAAAAAACGACGGAUUUCAUCAAAAUAUUUAUGUCAAUCAUGUAGAAAUUUUAGUUCUCUUUGUGCCUAUUCAACGUAGUAUGAACAAUAUUUGGUACUUUCGAAGUUGAAAAUUGUGCCAAUUCGAUGAUGCCAAGAUGAGGGUGUCUGAUUCCUACGUUACUAUGUUUAAAAACUUCAA
Messenger RNA from Topomyia yanbarensis, 5526 nucleotides. It is a transcript of the gene pnt, whose product is annotated as ETS-like protein pointed. Lineage: Eukaryota; Metazoa; Arthropoda; Insecta; Diptera; Culicidae. Gene Ontology annotation, cellular component: nucleus. The transcript has 10 exons. The coding region runs from base 1403 to 3856 and encodes 817 amino acids. The record is from RefSeq and is a predicted model, not a curated record. Gene Ontology annotation, biological process: regulation of transcription by RNA polymerase II; cell differentiation. Gene Ontology annotation, molecular function: DNA-binding transcription factor activity, RNA polymerase II-specific; sequence-specific DNA binding.